ACACGCAUAUAUAAUAUUUUUACAAUAUUAUCUUAAAUUAAUGUUAUAAGUCCUAUCAUUCUGUGCAUGUAUGUGUAUAUGCACACACAAGGAACAAAAAUGCUUUGUGACUACACAAAUAAGUAAGAAAAAUAGGUAGAAAAAUGGGAAGCAGCAACAUUGAUAUUCCAAAGGUUAGAGUAGGUUCAAGUAGCAUUCCAUUGCUGGGAUUUGGAACAGCUGUAUUCCCUUUUGUUGUAUCAGAAACCGCGAAAGAGUCCAUCCUCCAUGCAAUCAAACUUGGCUACAGACACUUCGACACCGCCGCUAAUUACAAAUCCGAACCGUCUCUUGGUGAAGCCAUAGCAGAAGCUCUCCGCCUUGGCCUCGUCACAUCUCGUGAUGAGCUUUUCAUCACCUCAAAGCUCUGGUGCAGCGAUGGACACCGUCACCGUGUCCUCCCUGGACUACAAAGCACUUUGCAGAAGCUUGGAUUGGAGUAUCUUGAUCUUUUUCUGAUCCACGUACCGGUGAGCUUGAAGCCAGAAGCAGCGUAUGAGGUGCCUUUCAAGGAGGAGGACAUUGUUGCCAUGGAUAUCAGGGGUGUUUGGGAAGGCAUGGAGGAGUGUCAGAGACUUGGCCUCACCAAAAAUAUUGGAGUCAGCAACUUCUCUUGUAAGAAGCUAGACCAGUUACUUCUAACUUCAAAAAUCCCUCCCAUGGUCAAUCAAGUGGAGAUGAGCCCACUUUGGCAGCAAAGUAAGCUGAGAGAGUUCUGUGAGAAAAAGGGAAUCCAUGUCACUGCUUAUUCACCUUUAGGGGCAAGAGGAACAGUAUGGGGAACCAACCAAGUCUUGGACUGUGAGGUUCUCAAAGAGAUUGCUGAGGCUAGGGGAAAGACAGUUGCUCAGGUAGCCCUGAGAUGGGUUUACGAGCAGGGAGUGAGUCUUCUUGUGAAGAGUUUCAAUAAGGAGAGAAUUAAAGAGAACCUUGAGAUAUUUGAUUGGACACUGAGCCCUGAGGACUGCCACAAGAUCAGUCAAAUUCCACAGCAGAAGGGGUGGGAUGCAAUCCAAUUCAUAUGGGAUGAAGGCCCAUAUAAAUCUAUUCAGGAGUUUUGGGAUGAGGAGGUAUAAUUCAUGUUAUAUGUAUAUACAUCAAAUCUUGUAAACAAGAAAUUGCAUAAUUAAGCUAAAUAAAUUUAGAAUUUGAUUAUUAAAAUAAAUAAACACAACACU
Messenger RNA from Cornus florida, 1217 nucleotides. RefSeq names its product non-functional NADPH-dependent codeinone reductase 2-like. NCBI's taxonomy places the organism in Eukaryota, Viridiplantae, Streptophyta, Magnoliopsida, Cornales, Cornaceae. Gene Ontology annotation, cellular component: cytosol. Gene Ontology annotation, molecular function: aldose reductase (NADPH) activity. The coding region runs from base 144 to 1115 and encodes 323 amino acids. The record is from RefSeq and is a predicted model, not a curated record. The transcript has 4 exons.